GUCCUUUGUUUUCUCCCUAGCUGACAUCAACCUGGCGGCGUGGGGUCGCAAGGCUAUCGACAUUGCUGAGAACGAGAUGCCCGGCCUGAUGAAGAUGAGGGAGAUGUACGGGCAGUCCAAGCCCCUGAAGGGUGCCCGCAUUGCAGGGUGCCUCCACAUGACCCUGCAGACCGCUGUGCUCAUUGAGACACUCACUGUCCUCGGCGCUGAGGUCCAGUGGUCUAGCUGUAACAUCUUCUCCACCCAGGACCACGCCGCUUCAGCCAUUGCCAAGACCGGUGUUCCAGUCUAUGCCUGGAAGGGGAUGACCGAUGAGGAGUACGUGUGGUGCAUUGAGCAGACCAUCUACUGGAAGGACGGCCAGCCCCUCAACAUGAUCCUGGAUGACGGCGGCGACCUCACCAACAUGGUCCACAAGAAGUACCCCAUACUGCUGUCAGGAAUCAAGGGUGUGUCUGAGGAGACCACCACAGGGGUGCACAACCUGUACAAGAUGAUGAAGAACGGUGAGCUCAAGGUCUCAGCCAUCAAUGUCAAUGACUCAGUCACCAAGAGCAAGUUCGACAACCUGUAUGGCUGCAGAGAGUCUCUGAUUGACGGGAUCAAGCGGGCCACCGACGUGAUGAUUGCCGGAAAGGUGGCGGUUGUUGCCGGCUACGGUGACAUUGGCAAGGGCUGCGUCCAGGCCCUCCGUGGGUUCGGUGCCCGCGUCAUCGUCACAGAGGUGGACCCCAUCAAUGCCCUGCAGGCUGCCAUGGAGGGUCUGGAUCCUCUUUACAAAUAUGAUCUGAAGAAUUUGUUUUAAGUUGAAGGCCAUUUAUAAUUGCUGUACAUACUAUGCAAACAAUUUCUGUUUGACCCUCCACACACACCCUAGAUGUGCUAUAUACGUUAUGUUGUCUUCUGUAAUUUAGUUCUCCAGUUUUGUCCUAAACUACCGUUCUCCUGCCAGGUGGACCGCUACCGCAUGAAGAGUGGUCGCCACAUCAUCGUCCUGGCCGAGGGCAGACUGGUCAACCUGGGCUGCGCCAUGGGCCACCCCAGCUUCGUCAUGAGCAACUCUUUCACUAACCAAGUGUUGGCCCAGAUUGAGCUGUGGAAGAACACCAGCAAGUACCCCCUGGGAGUCCACUUCCUGCCCAAAAAGCUGGAUGAGGAGGUGGCUGCCGCCCAUCUCGACAAGCUCGGCGUCAAGCUGACUAAGCUGUCAGAUAAGCAGGCCAAAUACCUGGGACUUAACUGCGAAGGACCCUUCAAGCCCGACCACUACCGCUAUUGAAAAGUUUGACAGGAAGGUGGCCAAGCAGCGGCCCAGAGUCAUGGUGCAGUCUGGAGGUGGUGUGGUGGUGCAUGGACACGUGGGUCUGGGUAGGGGAAGAUUCCCAGGAGUCUUCUGGUGGCUAGGACAUUUUUGCUAAUGCUCUGCUUCAACUUGCAUUCAAAUUGUCUUGCCCACUGUAUACACUUGCCUUUAGAUUCUAACCAGAGCUCCAUUGCCUUUCAAGUAACAAGUGCUAAAUGGCUUCUAAAAGCCCCAUUCUUGUUAUAAAUUGCAUUCCCUCUUUAAUAAUGGAAAAAGCCUAAUGUAUUUUAGUUGAAAGCCCCAAACCUGAAUAGUACAGGGAUAACAUAUACAAUGUAGUGUCUAAUAUGGCAAUAAGUGCUGGUUUCGUAUUGUCUUAAGGAAAAUCCACCAAAGUACCACCAAAGCAGUUCUUUCCUGGCUUCAGGUAUACUUACUCAGUUCUAGAACAUCUGUAGUGACUUCCCUAUUCUGUUUUUUUUUUUAGCUUUAUCUUGCCAGUGUUGUGAGCUGUGACGGAAUGGGGUGUGGUCAGGUUUACUAUAGUGCCAUGUUUUGCGGUUACAUCAUGUAUAUCUCAAGCGUUGCAUUUCAU
This is a messenger RNA of Salvelinus namaycush (lake trout), 1898 nucleotides long. RefSeq names its product adenosylhomocysteinase (gene ahcy). The record is from RefSeq and is a predicted model, not a curated record. Gene Ontology annotation, molecular function: adenosylhomocysteinase activity. Gene Ontology annotation, cellular component: cytosol. Gene Ontology annotation, biological process: L-methionine cycle. NCBI's taxonomy places the organism in Eukaryota, Metazoa, Chordata, Actinopteri, Salmoniformes, Salmonidae. The transcript is spliced from 7 exons.